Molecule: messenger RNA, 2220 nt
Organism: Oryza brachyantha (malo sina)
Lineage: Eukaryota; Viridiplantae; Streptophyta; Magnoliopsida; Poales; Poaceae
Product: molybdate-anion transporter
Exons: 9
Coding region: 201-1583 (460 amino acids)
Biological process (GO): molybdate ion transport
Cellular component (GO): membrane
Molecular function (GO): molybdate ion transmembrane transporter activity
Source: RefSeq, a predicted model, not a curated record
GACCACCACUUCCGUCUUCCUCCUCCUGCCCGUCGCCCAUCUCGCCGGCGACGACGACGCCGCCGCCGCCACACCAGAGGCCACCCACCACAGAGCCGGCGCCACCGCUCCAGGGUCCCGUCCAUCCGCGGGGAUAGGGGACUAGGGCGUGUGGUGGGGGAUCCUGCUCCUCGGCCCUUCACGGAUCGAGCCCGCCGGCGAUGGGGGUGGUGAUCGAGCGGGAGGAGUGGGCGCUCACGCCCCUCGCCUACCCGCUCCUCUCCGCCGCCUCCCUCGCCGCGGUGCUCCUCCUUCCCUGCUUCUCCCCACCGUCGCACUCCACCGGUGGCGCCGCCGCGUCCUCGUCGCACCCCCCCUCCCCCUUCGACGUCGGCACCACCCCGUUCCUCCGCUUCCGCCGCGCCUUCCUCUUCGUGUUCUCGCUCGCAUCCGUGGCGGAGGGGAUCCAUUCCGUGUUUGGGGAGGACGAGUUCACGCGGUGCGGGCUCGGAAGGGAGCAGAUGGCCUCACGGCUCGCCGCCGCCGCCGCCGCUGCUCUCUUCCUCGGUGGACUUUCCGGCGUCGUCUCAGAUAAACUAGGACCACGGCGGGCUUGUAUAUUCUAUUGGACGCUUCAACUUGCAGUGGGUACCUUGAAGAGUUUCAGUGGGCUCCGUUGUGCCUGUAUAAACAAUUUGAUUUCAGCCCUUGCCUCAUCAAUGUUCUAUUUCUGUUUCGAGACAUGGUUUGUGGCAGAGCAUGAGAAGCAAGGUCAGAAGCAAGAUUUGUUGUUUGAUUCCUUCUGGCUGAUGACAUUCUUUGAGUCAAUGUCCCUUGUUGGAAGUCAGGGAAUCACAAAUCUGUUGGUUCAUGAUGAUGACAAGGGUUUUUUGCUACCCUAUGCAUUUGCAGCCUUACUGUCAGUAGUUAGCAUUCUAUAUAUCAGAAAAAAUGCAUCAAGUACCACUCAUCAUGCAUCUGUCAUUGGGAGCUACCAAAAAUCGUUUUUCGCUCAUGUCUUCAGAGACAAAAGAGUACUGAUUCUGGUCUUAGCUCAAGCAAGUAUACUUUUCUCUAUGUCAGCCUUUUGGUUUCUCUGGGCACCAACCAUAGUGGCCGACGGAAGGGAUGCUCAACUGUCACUAAUUUCCCCCUGUUUUCUUGCCUCAAGAAUGUUUGGAAGCAUUAGCUUUCCAUGGUUUUAUGGAGCCACAGCUCCUUUUCGGAAUGAGGACAGCCUAACAACAGCAUUCAUUACUGCUGGGAUCGCUUUAUCAAUUGUGGCUUAUGAUUAUCAGGAGAUUGGGACACUGGUGAUACUGUUCUGCAUCUUCCAUGCAUGUGUAGGCUUUAUUCUGCCUUCACUAGCACGACUAAGAACAAUGUACCUGCCAAAUGAACUACGUGGGGGCAUGAUGAGCUUUUCUCUAGGACUGGCAAAUGCUGCUCUCUUCAUUUUCCUAAUGCAGGGCGCAUACCAUCAAAACAUUGCAAAUUCAACCAUUCUAGGAUUUGCGGCCUGUGGCCUUCUAGUGUCUGGGGGUUGCAUUCAUAUGCUGAGGCGGCGGAGAAAGCAUCCUCGGCAAGAUACACGCAGUCUGUAGGAUCUUGGGCUGAUACUGUGAGAUUACACAACUGACUUCAGGUUGUCUUUGUAGCAUCUCGGAUUUUCCACGUUUCUGUUUUUUUUUUCUAUAAUAGCAAUAUUGUCUUCGUUCUGUCAACUGCUGUGCGACUCAUCGUAAGAUAGAUGUAGGAUACAGUACCAUUCUCUGUCCACAGAAAUGGUUCCAUCGAUGGCUGAAACAUUCUGUAGACAUGUAAAGCUCCCUCUAUUUUUUUUCUUUGUUUUUCUGGAUAUUCUGAUAUGUGACAAUUCCAUUUUUCUUCUUUCAUUUAUACCUGAUACAGUGACGCAUUUUGUUUCUGGUGAUAUGUCUGUUUAUUCACUCGGGCUACACCAAACAUUCGUAUAUCAUCAUAAAGACCUGUAGCCCUGCUCAACAGGGCACCCAGGAGUCCAAGACAGCAACCACUGUACAGUGUACUAGUACCUGAAAAUUAAUUUAUGUACUCUGUCAAGACACGUGCAUAAACUACUGUUCUUCUGCUAUACUUUUAAUCUUUGAUCACGAUCAAGCUGUGUCGUUAAUCUUAUUCACAUCUGGAGAACAACUUUGCACUGCUGUUCUUCUUUUCAUUUGGAAAAGUAGUGGCUAGCUUAGGGCAAUUUUAACAGUA